Molecule: messenger RNA, 771 nt
Organism: Panicum virgatum (switchgrass)
Lineage: Eukaryota; Viridiplantae; Streptophyta; Magnoliopsida; Poales; Poaceae
Exons: 2
Coding region: 1-771 (256 amino acids)
Source: RefSeq, a predicted model, not a curated record
AUGUCCUGUGUCACCAACGACGGUGACACCCUCGACGACGGUGACUCUCUCCUCGACGGCAUCUCGUCCCUCUUCGUCGACGACACCCAGCCGCCGCCGAUCCCCAUGGCUGCGUACGCCGCCGUCUCCGUCCAGGCGCACGUCCCGAUCAAGCUGGAACUCCGCUCCUCCAAUUACACCAAGUGGAGCAGCUUCUUCGAGGCCAUUUGCGGCAAUUGGCUCUAUGGCUCCGUCACCGAGGACGUCCUCGACUUCACCAUGGCCGCCAACCAGACAGCACGGGACCUUUGGGUCGCCAUCUCCAACCACUUCCAGACGAACAAAGCUCCUCGUGCCAUCUUCUUGAGUCAUGCGUUCCACGCAAUAAUUCAAGGGGAUAUGUCUGUCCACGAGUAUGCCCAAGCCCUCAAGAAGGCCGCUGAUGCUCUUCGCGACGUCGACAAGCCUAUUGCCGAUUCUGAGAUGGUUCUCGCCCUUCUCGCUGGGGCUGAUUCUCGCUACAGCACCACUGGAGAGAUCAUCGCAGGAGACGCGACCAUGACCUUCUCCAGGGCUGUAGAUCGGCUUGCCCUCCAGGAGCUCCGCCUAGCAAAUCAGUCAAAGGUGGCUGCCUCCUCCGCCAUGAUCGCCUCCUCCUCGGCUGGAUGCGGCUCCUCCUGCCAAUCUACAUCAUCUUCGACCACCGUCACGCAGCAGCAGCAGCGCCCUCCUCAGCAGCAGCAGCGUCGCAGGAGGGGCAGACGCUCCAACGGCGGCCAGCAGCAGCAGUAG